Molecule: messenger RNA, 1295 nt
Organism: Ceratotherium simum simum (southern white rhinoceros)
Lineage: Eukaryota; Metazoa; Chordata; Mammalia; Perissodactyla; Rhinocerotidae
Product: signal-regulatory protein beta-1-like
Source: RefSeq, a predicted model, not a curated record
CCAGAACAACAUUCAGACAGAGCAGCCUUCAGGGGCCACCACGAUGCCCAUCCCUGUCUUCCCACUCCCCCUGCCUCUGCCAUCCCUGCUCUUGCCUCUCCUGCUGGGACUCACAGGAGCGGCAGGUGCGGAGGAGCUGCAGGUGAUUCAGCCUGAGAAGUCAGUAUCCUUCGCAGCCGAAGAGACGGCCACUCUGCGCUGCACCCUGACCUCCCUGCUCCCCGUGGGGAACGUCCAGUGGUUCAGGGGGACAGGGCCAGGCCGUGAAUUAAUCUACAGUUUCAAAGGAGGCCACUUCCCCCGAGUAACAAAUGUAGGAGACUCCACAAAGAGAAACAACACGGACUUUUCCAUUCGCAUCAGUAAAACCACCCCAGCAGACGCCGGUAUCUACUACUGUGUGAAGUUCCAGAAAGGGAGCCCUGAUGACGUGGAGUUUAAGUCUGGACCAGGCACCAAGUUGUUUGUGCGUGCUAAGCCCUCUCUUCCAGAGGUCUCUGGUCCCUCAAACAGGGCCAGCCCAGGAGAUGAAGUGAAUCUAACCUGCACAUCAACUGGCUUCUUUCCCAAAAAUAUAUAUCUGAAAUGGUUUGAAAAUGGAGUGGAGCUUCCAGCCCGUCAGACUGACAUCUUCCCACCUGGAGACGCUUUCUCCUACACCAUCAUCAGCACCACCCUGGUGACUCUUGCCCUCUCCUCACUCCACUCCCAGGUCACCUGCCAAGUGGCUCACAGUGAAUUGCAGAGCCCCCUCAGUAGCCAUGUGAACAUCUCCAAAUUCCUCCACGUUGUGCCCACAGUGAAUGUAUCGAUACACCGUGUCCCAAGUCUCCAGGCGGCCAUCCUCGCCUGCCAUGUGCAAAGGUUUUACCCCGAAGGCAUACAAAUCACCUGGAUGCAGAAGAACGGAUGUUUCCAGACCUGUGAGGCUGUCACCCCCACCAAGAACCCAGAUGGUACAUUCAGCCAAGACAGUCAUCUCCUGGUCAACGCCUCAGAGGACAAAGGGCUGUUCACCUGCCAAGUGGGGCGUGAGGCUCAGACAUGGGUCCAGGCCAGCGUGCAGCUGAACGAGUUUAGAGAAAAGCAAGCGAGUUGGGGUGCCAUAGCAUCCAGCUCCCUCUUUGGGACCCUCCUCCUGCUUGGCUGGAAGCUGAUUCCCCUGAUUGCACUUUCCAUCAUCUACGUCCUCAGGAGGAGCCUCCCUUCCAGGAGGACUGACCCAGGAGGGACACUUGCCGUGAUGCCUGCAGCUGCUACCGCAGCUUCUCCCGCCUCAUCCGCCCUCUGAGACC